AUGUCUGAUCAACUGUCUGAUUCAACAUAUGAUCACGUUAAUGCGAAGUGCUGGGGAUCAUUGGAAGAAGACCUCCCCGAAUAUCUGUGUGAUGAAUUUUUCAGAACACAUGGCGACAUCAAUGGACGCGAGGCUAUACAUUCAGUAAGCAGAGUGGCGGAAGAUGAGGCAAGUUUUUGUUCUCAAACACUUCUCGUAACCCUAAGCCCUUAUCUGCAGCAAUCUACGAGAGAGCACGAUCCGCAGGUCAAUUCAAGACCAUCUCAGGACGUAAAUCGUCCUCAACAACCGGUUGAGGCCACCGCAUCCGAAAUACAAAAUGAAAACCGUCCUCUACAGCCAAUCGUGGCCAAGGCGUCUGAAAAUAUUGAGGAUCUCAGCCGCUUGGCAAUGUUUGGCAAACAGAAGAAGGUGCUUCGCCGUUCUCAAAUCCAACUUGAACAAAAAGCAGCAGGAGCACCGUCAUCGGCAAGCAGACCGUUGUCAAGCAGGCAUAGCUCACAACGCGAAACGCCAAGUCGUGGAGCAGUCCCAGCGCCUGUUACAAGUGUGCGCUCUUCUUGUUCCCAGCGGACUGGCCCCCCCGUACGAGUAAUAUCUGAUACUCAACAAAAAGUUUCCCUCACAGCAGAUGCUUCGACUGAGUCCACUACAAGUCAAAUGAGUUAUGAGACAGCUAACAAGGCCCGCUCUACUCCAUCCGAUCAAGUAGCUAACCUCGCAAAGGGCGUAAGCCAACUUGGAAUUGGUACAGAAAGACGUGCCCGUGAUCGAGCGCCUAGAACAAAUACCAGUAGCUCAGCUAAAAAUCCACUACGUAGUGACCCUGUGCGUAUCGGUCGAUGUCCGCAAUCUAAAGAUGCGUCUUUACGCAGUACUACUGUUCCGAGCGAGAACGAAUUCCGUCGUGAGUUGGUCACUCGUGUUUCGAGCUUGGGGCCGAAGCCUCGCUCCACUUCAACUCCGAGAAAUGAUAACAAGGCAGCAUGUACUGCUUCGGCUGUCAUGAGUGCUAAUAGAGACACCUCAAGAACUCGUCGUCUCGUUGCUAGUGCUCCUCGCGCUGGAACCACUGCAAAACCUCAUCGUCCUCCUAGCGUGACGAGGCCAAAAACUCCAGUUGUAUCGUCGAGUCGGCCCAUUCCUUCUCGUAGUGGAGCUACAAUACCAAAAAGCACUAGCGCACAGCAGGGAACCACAUCACAAGUCAUCCGAAACGAGAAUCCUCGGCCACUUGGACCUCGCUCUACUGUAAUAAGUCGCACCCCGGUAUUACCAAGAGAAAAAGGAGAUGGUACUCCGUUACGUGGUUUUCGCAGCAAAGAGCUUCGUCAACAUCCUGCUCCUACGAGCGGUUCGAUAACAAGCUCGACAGUAGAAGUUAGUUCAACAGCAAGCUCGGCUACAGAGGCACGGUCCAAGCUUGUCUUGACAAAGGAAAGGGAACGCGCAAUGAUCAGUCGCCUAGCUGUUCCCAAGAACGCUGCCGCUAGGACGCCCCUCAAGGUAAGCAAUGUCCAGACACACGGGCUUAGUUGCGUGAAGGUUCGCAGUCGAUCAUCUUCUGUAGUUCGUCGACCAGCCUCAACGCUCAGCAAUGGUAGCGCUCCUUCUUGUUCUCAAGCCCUUCCAUUCUCUGGAGUAAGUGGUCCAUCAUCGGUUGAGCCAACUGUGUGUUCAAAACCAGCAGCUGUGGAUGGCGACAACGUGGUUGAAUGA
Messenger RNA from Haemonchus placei, 1719 nucleotides. NCBI's taxonomy places the organism in Eukaryota, Metazoa, Nematoda, Chromadorea, Rhabditida, Trichostrongylidae. The record is from the annotation of a GenBank genome assembly.